UCUAACGUAAAAAAUAUUCGAUCGAAAUUUACGUCGAUUUUAUUUUAAUGUGUUACUUAUUAUUAUUAAGUAUAACCUAAUUGUUUUAUUUCUUUAUUCAUUCAGCGAAAAUGAAUCAAGACAAGCUAUUAUCGGGUCAUGAACUUGUUUCAAAAAGUACAACGAAAAUAGAAGUAUCUUUGCCAGAAGUUGGCCUUAAGGACAUAAUUCCAAGUGGAUCUUGGUUGGAGCAAAAACAAAUACAAGCAGCUGUAGAAGCUAGAAAACAUUUAAUUGAAGUGGAACGUAUUGAGAAAAGUGGUACAUUAAGUCAUGCAGUGUGGAGAGAAGAGUUGAUGUUGGCAGAAGUAACACAGAAAGUUGGAAGCUACUGGCAAUAUUUAGGUCACAAUAAAGGCAAACAGUUAUUUCUUAAACCAGAAGAAGCUUUAUUUCUUAUGGAAAUUAACUGCCUGCAUCUUAAAUAUAAUGAUGUGAAAGUGUCUCUCCAGCAAGCUUAUUCUUUAUUAUUGACCGAGAAAAUUACACUCCUACAAUACAAAGUCUAUGCAUCGCUCAGUCGCUUAGGAUACCGAAUUUACAGACAUGAGCAUGUCGAACCCAUAAUAUGUGAAAAGAAAAUUGAUUUACCUUCUAAAAGUGAAAAUGUAAAUAAUGAUAACAUAGAAGUAAAAAAUGAAAAACUAGAAGAUUCUAAAAAUGAAGUUAAAAACGAAAAAUGUGACAAAGCAACUGAAGCAACAGAAGUUAAAAAUAAAAUCAUUGAUGAAGGGGAAAGUGAAAGUAAGAAAAUAAUAACAGAGAAAACUAAAAGCAUAUGUGGGCUGAGUAGAUUACAAAAAUUGAAAAACAGAAAACUGAAACCAUGUAAUAUAAAUAAUAUUCAUGGGUUCUUUGAAAAUUUACCAGAACUAACGCAGAAACAAAUUGUUUCUAUUCAAACUCCACAGAAACAAUUCAUACCAAAUACUAUAUGUUUAAAUAAACCAGUUUUCAGUAUAAAUUUAGAAAAAAUACACAGUAAAAAUGAUAGAUAUGUUACAACAGAUACAAAUAUUUAUACCAUAAAUGAUGAAGUUAAUGGCAGUCAUAUAAGGAGAAUAAAAAAUACGUGCGGCAGAUCAGAAUCGGCUCCAAUUCCUACAUACACUAAUUUUGCAUUUGCUAAUGGAAGUUUUCAAUAUAGACAAUUCAAUUUUUAUAGACCAAGACAUACUUAUAGUUCUAUAAAUUUUAGUAUGUUAUUCCAAAGACAUUAUCUGCCUAACUGGUUUUUUACAUCUCGGCUACAAUUACCUCGAAUUCAAACACAAUUUUGGCAAACCAAUUGUAAUAGCACCAACACAAUCUCUUACAACAAUAAUAAGAAAAGAACAAGAGUAACAGCACAAAAACAAAAUUUAGAGGAAAUAAAAAAGCUUGCUUCCAGGCUAAAACAACUUAUCUUAGGAGGACAUACUCAUGAAGAGUACAUCCAAUCACUCCAUAGACUUAUUCAGUCUUAUAACACUAGAUAUAAAACAAGAGUAAGGCUUAGUCAAGAUUUUGAUGUUGUAAUUGAAGAAACUAUUGUAGACACUAUAGAAUUAGAUGAUGAUGAUGAGCCUAGAAAAAAAAGACGUCGUAGCCUAAGUCCUAACUAUCAAAUUGAAGAAAAUCUUAACAUGUUCAAAAAACUUGCAUGUCAGUUGAAAGAAUUGGAAAAAAAUAAUAAAUCAUCGGCAAGGCAUCGAAGAGCUUUCUCUAAACUGCUGAGAACAUUUAACGAAUCUUAUAAUGAAGAAUAUUAUUUAAAUGAAAGUAACGAACUAGAAAACAAACAUAAAAUUGCUCUUGAUACAUCAGAUUCAUCAAAUUCAGAAACCCUAAAAGAAGAACAAAAAUUUCGUAAAGGAAAGAAAUUAAGGAAUCCUUUUAAUAUCCUAAAGAGACUUUCUGAACGGCAAAAAGAGGUAUAUACAGAAGCGUCUACUAGUAAAAAGGAAAUUUCAGAAGUAGAAUGCAAGGAGUACAGUCCCCUUUUAUCGAAAACGUUUAAUAAAAAUUGGUUACCACCGGAAAAUGAUUUCGGAAGAGCGGAAAUAAUUUCUAAAGACGCUGUUUAUAAUGAAAUAACAGACAUGAAACGAGAGGACAUAAUGUUUGAUUUUCUCAAAAUACAAACAUGUAAAUGUGAUAAUUGGUUGGAACUGAAAAAAUCUUUUUACACUAGUAUUAAAGAGGCAAUAGCCGAAUUUCAAAGUGUACAUAAUAAUAUGAACAAUAGAAUAAACUCCAUCGUAAAACCAGGCGAUUGUACUGAUAUGGCAUCGAUUUUAAAAAAGUUGAGAAUAAUUCAAACCGAAAAAGGUACUGAGGAAUGCAAUCUCGCUAUUGAUUUCGACAUGUAUAGAAGACAUGUUCAAAAUUUUAGAAAAACGAAAAGGCCAACUCCACACUGUUACAUAAUCUGUCUAGAUGAAACAAAUCAUAUGCCAUCAGGAAGUCAAAUAGCAAGCCUGUACUCGAAGUACGACGAUGAUGCGAUAAUUGUGUUCGCUGUUGUUGGAGUUAGUUCAAUAUCUUACUUGCAAAUCAAUCCAAUUGACUUACCAGUAUAUAUAUCGAAUGACACUUGAAUAUGUACAUACUCCUAUUUUUACAUUUUCUUUGAAAAUAUAUUUGCUUGCCAUGACUAAUAUUAUCUGGUAAUGGUUGUCCUAAAUUAUGGAGAAACAAAAAUAUGCUUCAUUUGCAGAUAUAAUAAUAAUAAAUAGGCAAAGACAAAGCCUUUGCUCCUCUUUCUUUUUUCAUUGCUGGGUAGCUAUUUACGAGGUUAGCUGUUAUCAGUAAAAAAAUUGGAAAUUAAAUAAUUAUCAUGGUCGAAUUUCGACCACUCAGCAAGCAAAUAAUAAUAAUUGUCACUAGUAUCAAUGGAUGUUUGGUGUUAGUACUUAAAGCAGUUGUUAACUAAAGCAUAUAAGUUCACUUAAUAAAUUUAUGCAAAAAUAUCAAUUUAUAAAAUAUUUUCUUCCUUAUACAAAUAUUUAAAACUGUAAUUUAUAGAUAAAUAUUGAUGUUGUUAAUGAUUAGUUCCUGUGAAAUGAAUUCUUAUAUUUUGUGUAAAUUUUAUAACAAUUUCAAUCUAGAUCAUUUAGUGUCCAAUACCGAAAUUUUGAUUCUGCCCUGAAAUAAAAAACAUACUUGCAAAUUAAACAUAUGUUAGUCAAGAUAAAAGGAAUUUUAAAUAUGUAUAUAAGUUUUGGACUCAGAGUAUAAGUACUGGUUACUUAAGCACAAAUAGACGCAUUUCUAUUCAUUAAUUAAAUGUAUAGAAAUUUAAGAUACUCUAAAAUGAUUUAUAGUACUAUAUUAUUAAGCUUUACUAAAAUUAAUGUAUUUCAUAGGUCAAUCCUAUACAAAAUGUUAAAUAUAACUAAACCAUUGUGAAGGCUAAGCAUUUACGGCUUUACCUAAUGUGGCUUAGGUUAAGUAGGUUGAUUAUCAAAACAAGGCUAUCUCGUUCUUUCGAAUGUCAAAUCGAAUAUGACAGAAAGAGACCAUCAGUGUUUUACUAAACACCCGGGAACCCCGCUGAACUAUCGGUAAUAAGAUAGAUAAGUGUCCUAGUUAUUAUGGUUUAUUAAGUAAGAUGAAUCGUCAUUUAUUUUUGUUCUACCAUACUCAGUUUCAAAACAAUGUAUUCAGUUAUUUGUUAUAUUUAUUGUAAAUAAUACUUGUACAGAAAAUGAUGUAAUCAAUACUUAAAGAUAUAAUUGUAUUUAUGAUGAAUAUAUUCUAAACUAAGCCUUAUAUGCCAAAUAAAAGAUUAAACAGA
Molecule: messenger RNA, 3817 nt
Organism: Vanessa atalanta (red admiral)
Lineage: Eukaryota; Metazoa; Arthropoda; Insecta; Lepidoptera; Nymphalidae
Gene: Tsen54
Exons: 6
Coding region: 111-2618 (835 amino acids)
Biological process (GO): tRNA-type intron splice site recognition and cleavage
Cellular component (GO): tRNA-intron endonuclease complex
Source: RefSeq, a predicted model, not a curated record